AUGCCUCGCAGAAGAAACGACGUAGAAGAUGUGGGGAUGGAGGUAGAUGCCGUGACAGACAGUGAUGCUGAUGAGGACAGGAACAGGAGAGCCCGAGGCAGAAAAGCCAAGCCGCCUCCUCGCAGACGGCAAGCAGAGAGCGAGGAAGAGGAGGAGGAGGGCGACGAGGAGGCGCCCAGGAAGAGGAACCGCGGCAGGAAGAAGAAGAACGACAGCGAGGAGGAGGAGGGGAGCGAGGGAGAGGGGAAGAAGAAAGGAGGAGCAGGAGGCAGAAAGAAGAACAAAAAAGAUGAGGGGAGCGACGAGGGGAGCGAGGAGGAGGACAACAAGGGGAACAACAAGAAGGGCGGAAGGAAAGGAGGGAAAGGAGGAAAACAGGAGAAAGAGGAGCAGAACGGAAAGGACAAGAAAGGCGGCAAGGGCGGUAAAGGCAAUGACAAAGACAAGGACAAAGACAAGAAGGAUAAGGACAAGAAGAAGGGGAAGGACAGCUCCUCCUCUGGCAGUUCGGGUUCGGACGACGACUCCUCGAUGUCGGAGGGAGAGAUGGCCGCCCUGAAGGAAGAGGUGGAGGAGAAGAAGAAGAUGAUCGCCACGCUGAGGAACAAGCCCUGGCGCAUGAAGAGGAGGCUCGUCAUGCUAAAGGAGUGCCAAGCGUUUGUGGAGGAAUUCGAGGGAGCGCUGGGGAAGGGCAAAGGGAAGAGACUGUAUGCCUUCAAGGUCAUGAUGGCUAAGAAAUGGAUUAAGUUCAAAAGAGACUUUGACAACUUCAAGACUGCCUGUAUUCCCUGGGAGCGAAAGAUAAAAGAAGUUGAAAGUCACUUUGGCUCCUCAGUGGCAUCGUACUUCAUCUUUUUGCGAUGGAUGUACGGCCUGAACCUUAUUCUCUUUGGGUUCGUGUUUGGACUCGUCGUUAUCCCUGAGGUGUUAAUGGGCCUGCCGUAUGGAACCAUCCCUCGGAAAACAGUCCCCAGAGCAGAGCAGGCUCGAGCCAUGGACUUCUCUGUCCUCUUCGAAUUUGGUGGCUACUGCAAAUACUCUGUGCUGUUCUAUGGCUUCUACAACGACAAGAAGACCAUAGGCCUCCUGCAGUUCAGGCUGCCCCUCUCUUACCUGCUCGUCGGCGUGGGCAUAUUUGGGUACAGCCUGAUGGUGGUCAUCAGAACCAUGGCGAGCAACGCCAACCAGGGGGGUGAUGGCGGGGAGGACAGCGCCUUCACCUUCAGCUGGAAGCUCUUCACCAGCUGGGAUUACCUCAUAGGCAACCCGGAGACAGCAGACAACAAGUACGCCUCCAUCACCACCAGCUUCAAGGAAUCUAUUGUGGAUCUGCAAGAGCAGCAGAAGGAUGAGAACAUCCACCUGCGGCGGUUCCUGCGUCUCCUUGCCAACGUGCUCAUCCUCUGCACCCUGGCAGGAAGUGGAUACCUCAUCUACUUCGUGGUCAAGCGUUCGCAGGAGUUUGCAGAGAAGGACGACGAAGACCUUACGUGGAUGGAGAAAAACGAGGUGGAGUUUGUGAUGUCUCUGCUGGGCCUGGCGUGUCCACCCCUGUUUGAGACCAUCGCUGAGCUGGAGGACUACCACCCUCGCAUAGCGCUCAAGUGGCAGCUCGGACGCAUCUUCGCUCUCUUCCUGGGAAACCUCUACACCUUCCUGUUUGCUCUGUUUGAUGAAGUUCAGGCCAAGCUGGAGAGGGAGAAGGACAUCAAGAACGCCACGUUGGUGGCUCUUAACGAGUACUACUCCAACUACUCCAUGCACCACAACGUCACCACGGACAUCCCCCCGCCAGAUAUCGACCCCGCUGACGUCAUCAGAGGACCCUGCUGGGAGACCGGCGUCGGCAUAGAGUUUGUGAAGCUGACGGUGUCGGAUAUCCAGGUGUCCUACCUGACCAUCCUCAUCGGUGACUUUCUGAGGGCUGUGAUAGUGCGCUUCCUCAACUACUGUUGGUGCUGGGACCUGGAGGCUGGAUUUCCAUCCUAUGGGGAGUUUGACAUCAGUGGCAAUGUGCUUGGGCUCAUUUUCAACCAGGGGAUGAUCUGGAUGGGAGCGUUCUACGCGCCGGGCCUGGUGGGCAUCAACGUGCUGCGUCUGCUGAGCUCCAUGUACUACCAGUGCUGGGCCGUGAUGAGCUGCAACGUUCCGCACGCGCGCGUCUUCAAGGCCUCUGGCUCCAACAACUUCUACAUGGGCCUGCUGCUGCUGGUGCUCUUUCUCAGCCUCAUGCCCGUCAUCUACACCAUCAUGACCCUCUCACCCUCCUUCGACUGCGGACCAUUCAGUGGUAAAGAGAAGAUGUAUGACGUGGUGAUUGACACGAUAGACAGGGACCUGCCUGACUUCAUGGGGACUAUAUUCAGCUACGCAUCCAACCCCGGACUCAUCAUGCCCGCUGUGCUACUCAUGGUGUUGGCGAUCUAUUACCUGAAUUCUGUGUCAAAAGCGUAUCAGCAAGCAAACCUGGACCUGAAGAAGAAGAUGCAGAUGGCGCGAGAUGAGGAGCGUAACCGUAGAAACAACAAGGCCAGCACCAACCAGGUGAUGAAGGACCUGGAAGACUUGCUGCCCAACAGGGGGAACCUACCCCCACCUGAGGAGGAGGAGAAACCCAAGGAGCCCCCCAAGGAGGAGGAAGAAGUGAAGUCUCCGAAGCCGAAGAAGAAGAAGAAAAAACAAGUCUCUGAAGACGAGGAAGAAGAGGAGGUUGUGACCAAAGAGCCAAAAGGCAGGAAAGGGGAAGGAGGUGACAGAGGAACCUCCCCCGGACCAGGCAAGGGGAAGAGGAGGGGCUCCUGAACCAGGAAGAGGAGGGGCUCCUG
Molecule: messenger RNA, 2825 nt
Organism: Engraulis encrasicolus (European anchovy)
Lineage: Eukaryota; Metazoa; Chordata; Actinopteri; Clupeiformes; Engraulidae
Gene: tmc2b
Product: transmembrane channel-like 2b
Exons: 21
Coding region: 1-2802 (933 amino acids)
Biological process (GO): vestibular reflex; detection of mechanical stimulus involved in sensory perception of sound
Cellular component (GO): plasma membrane
Molecular function (GO): mechanosensitive monoatomic ion channel activity
Source: RefSeq, a predicted model, not a curated record